GUGUUUAUUGUUGAUUAUUGUUGAUUAUUGGUGAUUAUUGUUGAUUAUUGGUGAUUAUUGUUGAUUAUUGGUGAUUAUUGUUGAUUAUUGGUGAUGAACACAAAUGUGUUUAACAGUAUUUAUUGAGUUUCGUAAGAGCUGCUGACUGAACUCAGUUCUUUGGACUCAUAAAGCAGCGUGAACAGAUAACAUUCAUUAUGUGUGUGCGCUGCUUAUGAAGGUGUUCAUGACAUUGACCUUGAAGAGUGACUCUGAACAAACUGUAUGAUCUCGUCCCGUCUCGUGUAGGACUGUAAGGAAUAUUCUCCGUCAUGCGCAUCAUCACGUCUGCUCACACGCGACUCGUGGGGGCCUCCGUCCUGCUCGCGUGCGUCAUGCUACACACCUGCAGCGGCGAGUCGGACAACGAUGUUGAGACGUGCCACUCCAGAAAGCAUCAAGAUGUCAUGGUCGAUGUGCGUUCGGUGCUGGCCAAUCGAGUGACCGUCAUGAGAACUCGACAGAGUCCAUCAGAGAAGGACUGUGUCAUGUCCUGUUGUUCAGAACGCGUGACCCCAGGUGUGAGGUGUAAUCUGGUUGUGUAUAAGCCUCCGGAGAAGACUAGCGGUGAGAACUGCAUGUUGUUCCACUGUCCCAGCGAGCAGCACUGUCCUCUCAUAGCGGCCAAAACUGGAGUCAACACCUACAACUCCUUCAAGGGUUUGACUCAUCCAACAACUAAAGUAUAUGAAAGAACAACAGCCAAACUGAGAACAACCACGACAAGACCUACAACAACAACAACAACCACAACACCUACAACAACAACCACGACAACACCUACAACAACAAUCACAACAACAAUCACAACAACCACGACAACACCUACAACAACAACCACAACAACAACCACGACAACACCUACAACAACAACCACAACAACCACAACAACAACCACCACCACAGCACCAGCAAAAACGACUGUCACAAACACUUCAGAAACCACCAAAGAAACGUUCACUGAGUCAGACAUUAUUCUGGUUACCAUGCCGAUGAAUCCACCCACAACCACAACAACAACAACCACUCAGUCCACCUCUAGAACCACCACAAAACCUUCUCCAACAACAAGAAGCUCAAGCACCACCAGCACGAAGGCCGCACGCGCCCCUGCGCAUCCUCCUGUCAAACCCAACAGACCCAAAAAACCACAUGUGGUCAAACCCGUCAGAGUGACAAAAAUGCCUACGACACAACCGAUCACCACGACUACCACACAGAAACCGACAACUAUAACCACCACGACAACCACAACCACCACGACAACGGUACCCACGACGACCACCACGACAACGGUACCCACGUCGACCAUGACGACCACAACGACAGCACCUGCCGCCACUGAGCGCAUAGCGGUGCUUAAAAUUGAGAAUGAUUCCAAGGAAAGAUCUCUGGAUCGGGAUUCUCUGGGGCCUCCUGUGCUCGGCUCUGCUCCAGGGAAGCCCAAAGUGUCCCGGAUGAUGUGGAAGAACAGUCUGGUGACCAUCGUGGUGAUCACUUUGGUCUUCCUCGUUCUCAUUCUGGCUUUGGUGGCUCGUAAAGCGAUGGAGUCCUUCGACAGACGCCACUAUACGAGACUGGAACUCAACGACCUUCAUUAUGAAAUAUAAAAAUCAACACGAGAGACGAUCCGAGCGGUUCUUCUUUGGGGAGACACGUUUCCCGCCAAAUUACUGGAGGAAAUGGGUUAGGUGUUUGAAUUACAGUCAGACUACAGUCAGAGAGAAUAAAGAAGAAUAAAAAGCAAUACAUUGAACUCAGGAAGCAGCAGAUGCUGGAAUCACAGGGGAAAUAUUCAAUGAUGUUUCUGAUAUGAAGGGUUGUAAGAAGUGUGUGUGUGUGUGUGUGUGUGUGUGUGUGUGUGUGUGUGUGUGUGUGUGUGUGUGUGUGCGUGUGUGUGUGUGUGUGUGUGCAGAAUGAAAGAGGACUUCAUUGAGAUUCAUCUCAUUCAACACUGUAAAUAAGGUUGUCAUGGUUGGCUGUAAUUCAGUGUGUUUAUUUGUGUUUUGCACCAGUCCAGCUCUCACUGAUGAUGCAGAUCUUAUUGUAUUUCAACACACGUGUUUUAAUGGCACUGUAUGAUUUCAUGUAAUUGUAUGAGCGGCACUGGCUGUAGGUAAACUAUUGUAAUUCACGGAAGAAAAUUGCCAGAUUGAUUUCCUGAAAUGUGUUUUGUAAUGUGAGUGUUGAUGGCAGCAGAAACUGAUCGGCUGCGUGCGACACAUUCAGUUCAUCUCUGUAAUUCACUUUCUGUGUUAUUCAGCUGUAUGUUGUUGGUAUGUUUUGAGCUGUGGCUUUUACACAGAGAUUUGUGUGAUUGUUUUUCCAUUGCAAGA
Molecule: messenger RNA, 2375 nt
Organism: Xyrauchen texanus (razorback sucker)
Lineage: Eukaryota; Metazoa; Chordata; Actinopteri; Cypriniformes; Catostomidae
Product: integumentary mucin C.1-like
Exons: 3
Coding region: 312-1649 (445 amino acids)
Source: RefSeq, a predicted model, not a curated record